Messenger RNA from Xyrauchen texanus (razorback sucker), 766 nucleotides. It is a transcript of the gene sat1b, whose product is annotated as spermidine/spermine N1-acetyltransferase 1b. NCBI's taxonomy places the organism in Eukaryota, Metazoa, Chordata, Actinopteri, Cypriniformes, Catostomidae. The transcript is spliced from 6 exons. Gene Ontology annotation, molecular function: N-acetyltransferase activity. The record is from RefSeq and is a predicted model, not a curated record. Bases 153 to 668 code for a protein of 171 amino acids.
ACAGCCGGGUCAGCUGCUGCAUGCGAUUCCCAGACAGGAGAAUCCAAGACUGACAGUAGGGGGUAAUAUUCUGGGAAGUGAAUGAAUAAACGCCUUUUGCUUCACUUCAAAUAUAGAGGACUGAGAAAAGGGAAAAAGAGCAAGAGAAGAAAAUGUCCAAGUUUAAUUUGCGUAAAGCGGAGCCACAAGACGUGCCUGACAUAUUGCGACUUAUUAAGGAACUUGCUAAGUAUGAGGAAAUGGAAGACCAAGUUAUAUUAACUGAGAAAGAUCUGCUCGAGGACGGAUUUGGAGACCAGCCGUUUUACCACUGUAUGGUCGCGGAGGUGCCAGCUGAGCACCAUAAACUCGAAGGUUAUGCUGUCAUUGGAUUUGCCAUGUACUACUACACCUAUGACCCUUGGAUUGGCAAGCUGCUUUACCUUGAAGAUUUUUAUGUGAUGAAAGAGUACAGAGGUUUUGGAAUUGGGUCAAAAAUUCUGAAAACCCUCAGUAAUACAGCAGUGAAGAGUCGUUGCAGCAGCAUGCAUUUCAUUGUGGCAGAGUCAAACAAGGCAUCCAUAGAAUUCUACAUGCACCGCGGGGCUUCUGAUCUCUCACUGCAGCAGGGGUGGCGACUUUUCAGGAUUAAUAAGGAGAAUCUUCUGAAAAUAUCUGAUGAAGAGUGAGCUGGCCCAAAGUUCCAGUGUUUUAAGAUAGACUUUGUAUAGUUCACACCCAUAUGUCAGGUCAAUCACUUUAAUUAUUUUUGUAUAGUCUGUGGGCA